AUGCCUCCUGCAUCGCGAUUUGGAGCAUCAAAAUAUCGUAAUGCUGUCCCUCACGUACCUCACAAAGAUGAAUGGUAUCGCUCAUCUUUGCCAGUGAGCUCCACGUCGACGUCGCCGACCUCGACGUUCAGCUCUGAAAUCAAGACGAACCGACAUGGGAUAUUCACUUUGACUACUAGCGGAGACUUCAGCUUCAGACCCUAUGAUGGGCAGCAUGGAAGUGUGAAGAGUCAAAAGGGUAUAGGGGGAGGAGGAGGCGUGGGAGAUUGGGAUGUCUCUGGACUAGAAAGUGGAAGGGUGAUCGUUGGUGGUCUUGAUGGGUCGGUAUCAGUUUACAGCUUUGUACCUGAUGAUUCUGAGUCCUUGGACCUAGCACGUACUAUUCCAGGGUCUGGCUCACCUGUAAGCAAUCUGGUCCUUCACCCGACGACUCCAGAUUUGGUUUUGGUAUCAACCGCCAGCGGCACUUUGUCAAUUUACAAUCUAGCCUCAGAAAACACUAGUCCUGCCAUCACUCUCAGCUGUCCUGAGCCCAAAGGAUUGUGGUCUAUUGCUUGGUCGGCCGACGGGAAACGCCUAGCUGCAGUUGGGAAAAGCGGAACAGGCUACAUCUACGAUCCCAGAUCUGGGGUCGAGCCGGUGACGAAGCGGCUUCUCCCAAUGCAGCCUCUCAAGCCGUCUCGUAUAAUAUGGAUAGGGGACAAAGUUCUCGUCACCUCGACGUCGAAGAUGCGGAACAGGGAGUAUUCAGCGUUCAAAAGCUCAGACAUGUCUACAGUGUUCACUCAAACACUCGAUACGUCCCCGGGUUUACUUAUCCCGCUCGUCGAUGAGGAGAGAAACAUUGUAUAUUUGACCGGCAAAGGAGAUAGUACACUACGUCAGGUCGAACUCUCUGGACCUCAAGGCUUCCAAGAAACUUUACACGCCCUCCCCUCACCUCUACCUUCCGGAUCUUUCUCCCUGGCUCAUCCAGCUACGUUGCCAGUCAUGCAAGCUCAGAUAGCCACAGUCUUGAUUCCUACAUCGGACAAGGAGGGAGAUGCCAUCAUCCCGUUUGGUAUUCGCGUCCCAAGACGGCAAUUGAUUGAUUACCAUGAUGAUCUAUUCCCUGACAUUGUAGGGACGGUCCCUGAGCAAAGUGCCGAUGAGUGGUUGAAAGGAGGGGACGAAGCACCAUCGUCUAUCUCUCUGGAUCCUUCUCGGCGAGGCUUCUGGGAGGAAAAGCUGGCUCAUUCGGCGACACGGAAGUCUUCGUCAAAUCAGCAACAGGGUGCGACCAGAGAAAACGAGCCUAAGUCUCAGCCAACGCCUGGAGCUAUUCCGUCAGCGGCGGGCACCUCUCCUAGUCCCGCGAUACAACCAGCAACAGCUACCACUGUGUCUUCUCCGGCAGCCACAGAUCCCUCACUGCCUCCACUCGAAAAGGACGAAACUUACGCCUCGACCUCUUACAAAGUUCGUGUCAUUGGCAACUUCAUCACUGAGCAAGUGGACAGGCACAAGAAGGCUGGAGGUAAAGGUCCGAUCAUCAUUGGCCUUCAGGGACCUCAAGGAUGCGGAAAGACCACACUUUCACGGGCACUUCUGGAUGUUUUGACGUCGAAACCUAUCAACCUCAAUUUGGCUGUCCUCUCCCUCGAUGACCUCUACCAGACUCAUUCGGGGCUCAGAACGCUAGCAACAAAGCACUCCGAUAACUCUCUACUCCAGGGUCGAGGGCCACCCGGUACACAUGACGUGCAACUUGCCUCUCAAGUCCUGUCUGAGAUCCAGAAGAUCAACGACGAGCCCAACACCACGGUGUCGCUGCCCGUAUUCGACAAGAGCUUACGUGAUGGCGAGGGUGACCGCAGCUCACAAACGGUGCCUGUGCAAGGUCCCUUGGACGUCUUCAUCCUCGAAGGCUGGUCUGUCGGCUUUGGCCCGCUGUCUCAGGAAGAUCUACAAAGUCGUUACAAGUCGAAAUCCUCCCUUACUGAUACGUCAUUUUUCAUCAAACACCCUCUGUCAUCCUUAGACACUCUGAACCACUACCUCGACCAAUUCGCCAAUGCGGUCUACCCAUCACUUGGAGCCAUCGUCGUCAUUGAGCCUAAGAGCUACAAGUACGUAUUUGAUUGGCGAUUGGAGCAAGAACGUACGAUGAAAUCGCAAAAUGGAGGCAAAGGAAUGGACGAUGAGCAAAUUCAUGGUUUCGUGGAACGAUAUAUGCCUGGGUACGAACUGUGGAAGGGUGGAGUGAGGGAUACAUCGAUGACUUGGGCAGGCAAUGGAUUGGUCUUGACAUUUGGCGAGGGGAGAGAAGUCACGGAUGUUGCGAGAUUAGCGGCACCGAAGGUGGAUCAGUCUGCUCAGGUACAAGGGCGCAGUGAGAAGAAUGACAUCGGGAAAGAAGCCAACACGCCAACAAAGGCUGAGCCGGUCAAGCGAUCCGCCCCUGCCAAAGCUGUCAAUCCGACCUGGUCCCGCAAGUUUUUAGCUGGCAAGUCGCCCCUUAUUCCGACUUACGACCAAGUCCCAGCCAUCUCCACGCUACAUCAGGAUUCACAGAUCCUCAAAUGUACCUCUCGUCUAGCAUUCUUCCCCAUCUCUGGUCCGGGAGGCAGACUAGCGGUCCAUCCUUUGUCGAAAAAAGGUAGGAUGGACAACAGUGAGCAAUUCUACCUCAGUGGAGGUGUCGACAUUUCAGAUUUCGCGGUAGAACAUUUUGGCGAUGAUAUCUGUCGUGUGGUGAUCGCUGGGGAAGAUGGAAUCGCCAGGAUGUGGAACGUCGAUGGGUCCGGACUAUCAGAAUCCGGCAAGGAGCCUGACGCAACAUUGCAAGGGGACAGCUCAAACAAGAUCACGCAGGUGGCUUUCCACCCCACGGCCAAGGAUCUCUUGAGUGGGGCGGCCUCAGAUGCGAUCUACCUGUUUGACCUGUCGAAACGCGAAUUGGCUCUCACGGUCCAGGUCGAGGCGCAAGGCGGAGCAUACAACGUGUCGUGGAGUCCUAGAGGAGAUCGAUUAGCCAUUGCGCUGAAGGACAAGCGUAUGGCUGUCCUCGAUCCUCGAAAACCAUCUCAGAUUAUCUAUGGUCAAGCGCAUGAUUCUCCUCGCUCUUUCCAGAUCGAAUGGCUCGACGAGACGCAUUUGAUCAGCGUCGGCUUUGCACGUGGAUCAAUGAGGAAGAUCAUAUUAUAUCAACUGGCGGGGGAGACUAUCAUUACUGUUUCCUCCUUGUCCAUCGACACCUCUCCUUCUGUCCUAUUCCCGUCCUAUGAUCCUGAUACGAGCGUUCUCUACGUCUGGGGUAAAGGUGAAAGACAGAUUCAAGCGUACGAGAUUCACCCUGAAAACAAGGUCGAACCGAUCGCGCGACUACCCGGAUUCACAGCUGGCUCACCGCAGCUCGGGCUCACAUUCUUACCUAAACGAAUGGUGGAUGUGAAGAAGGUGGAAGUGGCCAAAGCGUUGCGAUUGACUGCGAAAUCUAUCGAAGAAGUUUCCUUCACCAUCCCUAGGAACAGGCCUGACUUCUUCCAAGAUGACAUCUUUAGGGAUACUCUGGACAAUGAGACGCCAAGUCAGACUGCUGAGGAGUGGCUGGGUGGAGAAGAUGCAGAACACAAGUAUUUGAAUUUGUGCCCACCAGGCAUGACGGCGUUGUCUGUCGCUCCUCAAACGCCAGCAAAGAACAAGCCUAAAUUCGUUCCUGCAAAGGACAUCAUGACGGAGGAAGAGAAGAAGAAGCAAGAAAUGGACAAGCUGUUCGCGCGAGCUAAAUUGGAUGAUAGCAGUGACGAGGAGGAUGGUCCGCCCAAAAGUGGACUGGACCCGCCUGAUGAUGACUGGUAG
Molecule: messenger RNA, 3840 nt
Organism: Kockovaella imperatae
Lineage: Eukaryota; Fungi; Basidiomycota; Tremellomycetes; Tremellales; Cuniculitremaceae
Product: putative actin cross-linking
Exons: 6
Coding region: 1-3840 (1279 amino acids)
Molecular function (GO): protein binding
Source: RefSeq, a predicted model, not a curated record